Nelumbo nucifera (sacred lotus) is the source of this 1168-nucleotide messenger RNA. Its product is annotated as annexin D4-like. The record is from RefSeq and is a predicted model, not a curated record. Gene Ontology annotation, biological process: response to heat; response to water deprivation; response to salt stress. Lineage: Eukaryota; Viridiplantae; Streptophyta; Magnoliopsida; Proteales; Nelumbonaceae. Gene Ontology annotation, cellular component: plasma membrane; cytoplasm. Gene Ontology annotation, molecular function: calcium ion binding; phosphatidylserine binding; calcium-dependent phospholipid binding.
GCCUUCCUUAUCGCUGCCUUGCUCAACUGUUGGAAGAAAGAAGACAAAAUGGCUUUCCCUCAAGAUAUUGAUGCACUCACAAAGGCUUUCUCAGGAUUUGGAGUGGACGAGAAUGCAAUAAUAUGGAUAUUGGGCAAAUGGUAUCCAGAGCAAAGGAGAUCCUUCAGGAAGGGAUGCUCCCAAUUCUUCUGGGAAGACGAACGUCUCUUCGAGAGGUGGGAUGAUAACCAUAUCGCCUUCCUCGAACGUGAAUUCUUGCGUUUUAAGAAUGCUAUGGUGUUGUGGAUAUUACAUCCUUGGGAAAGAGAUGCUCGUAUGGCAAAAGAAGCAUUGAAAAACAGGGAAUACGAUAUUCUCAUUGAGAUCGCCUGUACCCGAUCAUCUGAAGAGCUCCUCGGGACAAGGAGGGCCUACCACUCCCUAUUCGACCAUUCAAUUGAGGAAGACGUUGCAUACAGUGUCCAUGACAACAACCGCAAUCUCUUGGUUGCACUAGUAAGCUCCUACAGAUAUGAGGGUCCAAAAGUUAAUGAAGAAAUAGCCAAGAAAGAGGCCAAGACUCUCUGGGAAGCCUUCAAGAAUGUUAAUAAGAAUCCCAUUGAAGAUGGAGAGGUGGUGAGAAUAAUAACAACCAGGAGCAAGCUUCAUCUCAAAUCAGUUUUCAACCAUUACAAGGUGGUAUCUGGCAAAAACAUUGAAGAGGAUCUGGAAGAAGACUCAAGCUUAAAAGAUGCAAUUCAGUGCCUUUCCUCUCCUAAGGCAUAUUUCAGCAGGAUAUUGGAUAUAGCAAUGAUGGGUGGAGCAGAUGAGAAACAUAAAGAAGCUCUGACUCGAAUAAUUGUAACUCAAGCUGAUGCCUACAUGAAGGAGAUAGCAGAGGAGUACCUUCAGCAAUAUGGGGUUUCCCUCUCACAGAAAAUUGAAGAAACAACUAAGGGGAACUACAAGGAUUUCUUGCUUACCUUGGUUUCUCGAGGGGUCUAGUAAUCCUUUCACAAGAAGCAGUUGAACUUGUAUCCUGAUAUUUUUCUUUCUAGUUCAUAUCUAAGUUCCAUUAGAUUAAAUUGGUUCUCAUAUGUAGUUUUGUGUGAUUUUUUUUCUGUUUCAUGCAUCAUUACCAUGUUGUUGGCCAAAAAUGAAAAUUUCUCCUCUAUAGAGAUUUUCACCA